Molecule: messenger RNA, 1912 nt
Organism: Eurytemora carolleeae
Lineage: Eukaryota; Metazoa; Arthropoda; Copepoda; Calanoida; Temoridae
Product: organic cation transporter 1
Exons: 17
Coding region: 62-1879 (605 amino acids)
Biological process (GO): transmembrane transport
Cellular component (GO): membrane
Molecular function (GO): transmembrane transporter activity
Source: RefSeq, a predicted model, not a curated record
AUUGUAUUUUCAGGCCUUAAAAUGUUUACUAAGAUGCAAUAAUCAUAAUAAAGUCCUUAACAUGUCAAAGCUAAGUGAAGUUUCAAUAGCGGAAGAAAAGGACAAUAAUAUUUCUGAGAUUAUAAACGAUGAUAUUAUAUUUCAAGCGAUCAAACACGGGUUAAAAUCUGAUGAUAGAAGUGUUAAAGAGAGCCGCGUGGGAGGAGAUAAAGCUGUUCCUGCUACUGAACCUAAUGUUGAAGAGAGCCGAGAUGGAGGAGAUAAACCUGCUGAACCUAGUGUUGAAGAGAGCCGAGGGGGAGGAGAUAAAGCUGCUGAACCUAGUGUUAAAGAGAACCGCGUGGGAGGAGAUAAAGCUGUUCCUGCUGCUGAACCUAGUGUUAAAGAGAGCCGUGUGGGAGGAGAUAAAGCUGUUCCUGCUGCUGAACCUAAUGUUGAAGAGAGCCGAGAUGGAGGAAAUAAAGCUUUUGAACCUAGUGUUGAAGAGAGCCGAGAGGGAGGAGAUAAAGCUGCUGAACCUAGUGUUGAAGAGAGCCGAGGGGGAGGAGAUAAAGCUGCUGAACCUAGUGUUGAAGAGAGCCGAGGGGGAGGAGAUAAAGCUGCUGAACCUAGUGUUGAAGAGAGCCGAGAUGGAGGAGAUAAAGCUGCUGAAUCUAGUGUUGAAGAGAGCCGAGGGGCAGGAGAUAAAGCUGCUGAACCUAGUGUUGAAGAGAGCCGAGAGGGAGGAGAUAAAGCUGCUGAACCUAGUGGGUUCAAGCAUAAAACUGAACACAAGAUUUACCCUGACCUUGAUACUCUGCUUGGAUUCGGAAAAUUUCAGCAUUUUCAAAUCUGGGUGUUUCAGACUAUUGUUGCAAUUCUAGGGGCUCUUUCUUUUCUUCAACUUAUAUACAUAGUUAGCGAUCCACCCGACUGGUAUUGCAGCCUAGGAGAGGAGAAGUGUCCAAGUACAGGGGAUGUAUGUGGAGGGGGUAUUAUACAGUACAAUACAUCACAUGAGAACUAUCUGUACUCUCUCCCAGUUCAACACAACUGGAUAUGUGAUCAGAGUUUGCGAGGAGCCAGUGUUAUCACCGCAACAGCUGUUGGUAGUAUCCUGAAUUCAAUCAUCUUCGGUCAGAUCGUUGAUAAGAUCGGUAGACGAGCUACCGUUCAUAUCACCAACAUUAUAUCAAUGGUUUUCAGAUUAAUAUCUUUCCAUGUGACAGAUCAUUAUUAUCUUUUCCUCGCUCUCACAGCACUCGGGACCAACUUCUUCCCUGUAGGAGUCAGAGCCGGGUACACAUUGGUAACUGAAUUCUGCAAUGAGCGAGGGAGAAAGUUUGCUUUUAUAUCUGGUUGGGUUUGGUGGGUUGCAGCGAUGUCAACCUUUCCUUUCCUCGCUGAGUAUGUCAAGGAAUGGUAUACACUGGGGGUUAGUGUUACUCUAGUUCAUCUUACAGUAGCCCUCAUGUACCCGUUUGUACCAGAAAGCCCAAGACUGCUGUACUGCCAGAAGAAAUAUGGCAGAGCUGCUGAAAUAUUAAAUACGGUCAGGAGAGUAAAUGGAGAUGAACCAAUUCCGGAAAUGGAGAAAUUUCUUGAAAAGAUGGGAGAAGAGGAAAAUAUAGAAACAGAAACAUUAGGCGUUGUUUCUAUGUUUAAAGAACGGAAUUUAUUACGUCUGCUAGUUUGUAUGGCUACACUAUACUCAGUUAAUGAUUACUUCUACUUUGCUGGUCUUCUCAAUGCACAAAAUUUAGCCGGGAAUAUGUUUUUAAACCAGGCACUACUUGCUCUCACAGAACUACCAUCAGUCUUUAUAGGACAAUAUAUAAUAGACAGAUUUGGUAGAAGAUGGUCUCAUGUCUUUUGUAUGGUGGUAGCCACAAGUAAAUAAUAUUUUUCAUUUUUUAUGGGUCAAUUUCAAGAG